AUGACGGCAAGCCAGCUUCGGCGAGACAGACCUCUCUUGUUCCGAGCUAUUGUUGCUGUGGCUACAUCUUCGACAGAGCAAAAGUUAAGCCGCAUCGAUGGCUUAAGAUUCCUCUGGGCCAAGUCAGCUUUGACACAAGACGAAUCAAACAUUGACACUUUGCUGAGUAUCCUGACCUACAUCACUUGGAGCAUCGACCCUUUCAUGAAGCGCACAAGCAAUCUAUCACGUAUGAUGAUGUUGGCCAUCUCCCUAGUGCCAGGCCACCUCCACCAGAGGUUCACGUGGUAG
Messenger RNA from Clonostachys rhizophaga, 291 nucleotides. The record is from the annotation of a GenBank genome assembly. NCBI's taxonomy places the organism in Eukaryota, Fungi, Ascomycota, Sordariomycetes, Hypocreales, Bionectriaceae.